AUUGAAUUCAAUAUAUUAUUAUGAAUGAAAACUGUCGAAAAGUAGCCAUUUCUUCUUUGAUUGAUGACCAUGAUGAUGAUCAGAUUGUUAAUAUUGAAAAACUAUUGAAACAAGUACUGAAUGAUACAUUUGAUCAAUUACAAUCAUUUAUAAUGAAAAAAUUCAAUAUGAUAAUCGAUUCGGAUACAAUGAAUAUGAUUCGUGCAAAUCUGAAUAAUAAUAAUCGAUUAUUAACCAUCGAUAAUAAUAAUAAUAAUGAUCUAGAUUCAUUACAUCAAUUAAUUCGAUCAAUUUCUGAUGAAAUUUCAUACAUUUCAAACAAUUCUAACGGUAAUGUUGAUGAUGAUGAUGACAAAAAAGACAAAUCUUUAUCAGUUGUAAAUAUAGGUGGUGAUUUUAUUAAUGAUAAUCAUAACAACAAUGGCCAAAGUGAUCAACAGAGUGUUUCAUCAUCAUCAACAUCAUCAUGUAAUCAUUAUUGGCAAUUCUGGUAUUGGAAAUCUGAUCAAUGGUAUAUUGAAUGGGAUUAUGGUCUACAAACAUUAGGACGACCAUUUAAUGGUCGACAACGAUUAUUGUGGUUAUUGGAUCAAUUAAUUCCAUUAUCAGAUAUUGUCAUUCCAAGUGAUUAUUCCAUUUUUCGUGAAUUAAUUCGUCCAAAAUGGGAAGAUUCAUUCAAUCUAAAUGGUGGUGCAUGGAUUAUUGAAUUUGAACGCUGUUCAUCCAUUACCGAUAUGGAAUUGAUGGAAAAUAUUUGGCGUUCAUUGGUGGAAUUUGUUGUGGAAAAACAUUGUAAUAAUGAUGAUGAUCAUGGCCAUCUUGAACAUAUGUGUGGAAUAAAAAUUAGCAAUCGAUUCAAAGUUUUUAUUAUUUCCAUUUGGAUCGAUACAUGUUAUGACCUGUCAAUCAUUCUUUAUAUUGGUCAUCGAAUACAAUCAAUAAUCAAUCAAAUAAUUGAUCGAAAUCGACAGAUAAAAUUAUCAUUACCAGAUUUGGAUUCAAAAUUAUUAUUGUCAUCCACAUCAUCACCAUUAUUAUUGUUUCGUUCACAUAUGAUUUCAAGAAAAAUUGCUGCCAAAAAAGAUUCUGUUAUUGCCACUAAUAAAAGUAAUGCUGCUGCUAUUAAUAAUUUUCGUGGUAAAAACAUGUUCCGAGUUUUGUGAUUAAUUUAUAUGAAAAUUGAAUAAAUAAAUGAAAUGAAAUGAAAUGGACACGUG
Molecule: messenger RNA, 1217 nt
Organism: Dermatophagoides farinae (American house dust mite)
Lineage: Eukaryota; Metazoa; Arthropoda; Arachnida; Sarcoptiformes; Pyroglyphidae
Biological process (GO): translational initiation
Cellular component (GO): eukaryotic translation initiation factor 4F complex
Molecular function (GO): translation initiation factor activity; RNA 7-methylguanosine cap binding
Source: RefSeq, a predicted model, not a curated record